AUGUCCGAAGAACUUGAGAGGAAUACCCGUCUUAUCAACGAUAGUCAGCGUCCUGCAUAUCUUCUUCUUAUGGUUCAACAAUGGCUAAAUCUUGUGCUCGAUGUCGUGGUAAUGAUCAUGGCUGCGGUGUUGACAACUCUCGCAGUCCGCCUGCAUUCUAGCUCUGGGUUUACCGGUGCUUCACUGGUUACCCUCAUGAGUUUUGGCGAAAACCUCUCUGGUAUCGUCAUCUUCUAUACUAAGUUAGAGACCUCGAUCGGAGCCAUCUCUAGACUCAAGGCGUUCAAUGAGAGCGUACGACCCGAAGAUCGGGAUGAUGAGGAUGUAGUUCCUCCUAUUCAAUGGCCUCAGACUGGUUCGAUACGCUUGACCGGAGUUUCUGCUAGCUAUGGGUAA
Messenger RNA from Aureobasidium uvarum, 396 nucleotides. Lineage: Eukaryota; Fungi; Ascomycota; Dothideomycetes; Dothideales; Saccotheciaceae. The record is from the annotation of a GenBank genome assembly.